CAAAGUGUGAUGUCGGAAAUCAACUUCCUACACCCACAAUUUAAAACGGAAGUUACCUCGUCUUGUGUAGCUGAAGAUGACUAUCAACCUUCAAAUUUGGUUUCUGCGGGCUUCUGGGAGAAAGAUCGAGGGUUUAUGGCGUACAACCUGGUGAAGCCGCCUGUGAAACUGACUUUCAAUUUCAAGUAUAAAAUCCAAGUGAACCGAAUAAAACUCUGGCCUUCUAUGGGGUCCCAGCGCUCAACUAGCUUCGAAAUUGACAUCAUCAAUGGGAAAGAAUCAACACAGGUGGGCAAAUGCAACAGAAUGAAUGCAGACAUCGUGGAAUGGAGCAAAAUUGAUUGUAGCCCAGCAACGAGCUCUUCGUGUCUUCAGUUGAAGUUUUUCUCAUCAAAUGCUGUGAGAAAAUCAUUGCAGGGCGUCGACUGCAUGCAAGUCACAAUAACUUCCACGCAAAGGUGUGCAGUCGUUCUCAGGAAAAUAGAAAUAUGGGGUUAUCCUAGCAGGAAAUUGGAUUCAGCGGCUAAACAGGAAUGUGAAGAUUUAUGGCGUGGAAUUUCCACUCCAAAUCUGAGUAAUUGCAAAAAGGCACGAGGCCCAACAGAAACUAGGAAGCAUUUAACACCUUCGAAUAUCGAAAAUGUCCCUGAAGAGUUUUUGGACGCUAUCACGUGCGAGCUCAUGUUAUUUCCAACAAGACUGCCAUGCGGCAAAGCUGUAGACCAAUCCACAAUCGAGAAACAUUCGAGAAUUGAAGAAAGCUGGGGCCGAGUUCCAAGCGACCCGUUCACAGGAAAACCGUUCACUGCCAACUCCAAGCCAAUUUUAGAUGCAACGCUGAAAACUAGGAUAGACAAGUUCUUGAUAGAAAACUCGCAUAGACCUGAAUUUAAGAACGUUCCAAGGACACUGGGAAGAAAGACUCCAGUGCAGACACAAAAUAAUACAAAGCUCGAAUCUAACUAUCUUAACCCACAUCCUCCAGCGAAGAAACCAAAGCUGGAUCUAGAUGUAAAACCGACUCUCUCAGUAAUUCCCUUGCAUGAAGCCUUCCAAAGCGCCCUUGAAUCCAUUCGGCAGAGAGCUGUGACACGCUCUAGUUCCAACAAAGCUGCAGAAGAAAAGAAAUGCAUCUCGUGCAGUGGGAAAGGUUACUUGUACAAAAUAAAAGGCUGUGAUCAUAUUAUUUGUAGGACAUGCUUGCAUAUAAUUAGGGAUUCGCAAAUGUGUACUUGUAAAGCAAAAUUUAGUAACUCUGACGUAGAGAGAAUUUUUGAAUAAAAUAUUUA
Hermetia illucens (black soldier fly) is the source of this 1289-nucleotide messenger RNA. Its product is annotated as RING finger protein 37. Gene Ontology annotation, cellular component: nucleus. The coding region runs from base 10 to 1281 and encodes 423 amino acids. Lineage: Eukaryota; Metazoa; Arthropoda; Insecta; Diptera; Stratiomyidae. Gene Ontology annotation, biological process: protein polyubiquitination. Gene Ontology annotation, molecular function: ubiquitin protein ligase binding; ubiquitin-ubiquitin ligase activity. The transcript has a single exon. The record is from RefSeq and is a predicted model, not a curated record.